CCUAAACGAGGAACUUUUCUAAGAAAAGGUCUCCGCAGCAAAGUGCACAAAGCAGUUGAAUAUGUCUUCUUCAAGAGCUGUUACACCCCUUAUCAUCUUGUUAGUACUGUUUUUGCAAGCUAAAGCAGCAGAUUCAGCUGAGCCAUGCGACCCAGAUAUUUGCACACUGCCCGAGUGCUUCUGCAGCGGAACCAAAAUCCCUGGCAAUUUAUCACCGUUCUCGACACCUCAGAUUGUAAUGAUCUCAUUUGAUGCCGCUUUGGUUGACAAUGCCUUUCCUCUGUACGAAGAGCUAUUCAACGGCAAGUUGAAAAACCCCAAUGGUUGCAACAUCUCUGCUACAUUUUUCGUGUCACACGAGUACACGAACUAUUGCAUGCUGCAAACGUUGUACCACCAACGCCACGAAAUCGCUGACAACUCCAUCUCCCGUCGUCUUCCACAAACCUGGUGGGCAACUGCAACUGAGGAAGAACAGGAGCAGGAGAUAGGAGGCAUGAGAGAGAUUUUACGCAAAUGGGGCAACGUCCAAGUGGAAGAUAUCAUGGGUUACAGGGCUCCCUACAUCCAGGUUGGUGGAAACACGGAGUUCAGGGCGCUUCGGAACCUGGGUUUCCUGUACGAGUCUUCGAUGCCUACUCAGGUCUUUAGGGACCCACCUUUAUGGCCUUAUACGCUGGACUACCAAUCAAUCCAAGAUUGUGUUAUCGAGCCUUGUCCGACCGGUAAGUAAAAUAAUUCGUUUAAUCCUUACACCCUAACAUCAGUAUGCAUAUUCUCCAUACUGUUCACUAUACCUUUUCUAGGGUGCUGACAAGGAGAAUUUGUUUAACAAUCAGAGCUUCUUUCGUUGGUGAUGAUUUCAUUAUUCUCAUGACUUCACUCUCUAAAAAAGCUUCCUAAGAAACUGUGGUGCUGCGUCGUUGGAGGUAUAUUACGAGACAAUUAGGUUUCAUGACCCUCCCAUCAUGAGGCCGGCUGAUGCCUCUAACGUCAGCUUAGAAACUCUCCACGACUUAUAACCUAGAUAAAACUAAUUGUCGUAGCUUUUUCCUAUUCUAGGAAAAGGAUCAUUUGGUUGCAGUGUUUCAGCAUUGAGACUCAGAAUAAACACACCUUUCUAUACUUUGCCAUGAACAGCGACGAGCCAAGAGCUUGGCAAACCAUUUCUGAAUAGGCACAUUUUAUUUCCUUAUUUUUCCAAAUACAUAACUAAUUUACCACGAAAUACAUAUCAGCUAAAGGAAGGGAUUACAUGAAUCACAUUUUAAGGGUUAAGAUCAGUCGAUGAACAUCCAUUCUACGCUAAAAUGUCGGUAGCAAUCGACUUCGAAGUAUUGAAAAAAGACUUUAUCUGGUCAUGUAGAGGCAUAGACUCUUCUCUAUUGCAAGCAUUUUUUGAAAGCAGCCUUUCUUGAAAGGAUCCACCUACACUUGUCACCACUCUUAGUGCAAUAAGAAUGCUUCCUUCGGCAAUCGGUCAGGCGACUGCCAGCAGCGGGCUUGUCGCAUCCACCAAUCAUAUCGUCGCAUAAGCUCGGAGGACUCUUAAAACAGAACUUUUCAAUUUUACAUCGGCAGUUCGGCCCAUAAACCCUCUUGAGCCCGCGGCGUUGUUGCACAGAGAUGUUUUGCCACAAAGCAUGCCAUUUACAGUUGUUGGUUGUUAACAACUGCCUGCCUGUACGUGUCUCUACGUCACCGAAAAGUAGGUAGACCUUCGAAAUGUCGAGUAGUACGCCACAGGCAGCGGUUUCGUUCUGUGUUGCGACGUCAAUCACCCUUUUCGUGUUCUUCCCCUUGCCUUGAGUCCUCGCCAUGCGGUCGAUUGUUGAAUUACCUUUAAAGGUUCGUAGAACUCGGAGCGAGUAAAUUUUAUUGCCGUUUUCUCGUGACUCCCUCAAAACUCUGGCACGAAUUGCUAGGGGUCGGAGAAAAACAGCACUGUCAGUCUAUAAAAUUGAGUGUCGAAAGCCAUUCGGUAUUUACUUACUUCUGUUAACCCUUUCAAUACAGAGAUCUUAUCGGUAAUUCUCCUUACCUUCCGCCACACAAUUCUUAUGAUAUUAGUUUGGAGAAUUUGGUAUCAGAUCAACUAAUAAUCCCCUAAUUGAUAUUUUUUUUCCGAACUAACUUCGUAUGGCAAGCAGUAUUAGGAGUCACAAAAGAGAUCUUGUUUGCACAAGGGUAAUUUGAAACGAAUAGUGUGAUCGUUAACAAUGACAGGUGUUCAGAUGACCUGUCUGUUGGAAACAAAAGCUUUGCGGGGAAUGAAGUCGAUCGUGUGGUAACAUUUUCCACUCGAGUGUAAUCCUGGAAAGUGCUGUUGUUCACGACAGUGACAGACAUUGCGGAAACCUGAACGGAAGUCAUGAUGAUGUCAAAGCUAAUUAUCACAAGAGACAGAAAGCAAAUAGUUAACAAAUUAACCCAGUUCCUUUUCACUUGAAUAAACGCAUCAUAGUCCGACUUGUGGUUUAACUAUAUGGCUUUCAGUACGGGCGUUUUUUAAGUUUUUCCGAUUUGAUCAGAACUAAAUUGAUUCGCGCGGGAAGGCCAGGAAAAUGUGAUGGAAAAAGAGAAAUGAAUAAAACGUUUGAAAGAGAAAGAAACAUAUGGAAAAAAUUAGUGGAAAGUGGAGAGUGGAAAGUUCCUUUGGCAUUCAGUGCAUCCUCGUCAUAAAGGAAAUCGGUACAUAGGCAAACAAGUGCAUACCAGAAACGCUUUGAACUGUUUUACCGUGUGGCAUCGUUUUCAGCUGCAAUUUCACAUGUUAUAUUUGUAUUGGCUAAGUAUUACUCCUGAAUAGGCAACCUUGAAAACAAACGCUCUGAGAAAUCAUUCGAGAUUGGCACAACUGUGUGAUAGUAGAUCUUUCACCUUUUGCCCAAACUGGUCACUUUGGUUGAACGUAAAACUUCAAGGUAAAUAAUAUUCCUUAUCCUAUUCCAACGUCUGCAUUGUACAAACAUUGAUUUCCGCACAAAGCACGAAAUGUGUCUUGAACGAUAACUUAAGUCAAGAUAGAGGUCAUUUUGAAGUUUAUUUUUCUGUCAAAACUAAUCUUUAUGGCCUUUAAUCUAUGGCGGAUUUUGUAUUGUGGCAUGCGGUUUCCGAAUGCCAUCACGACUCAUGAUUGGCCCUGAUCCAGUACAAACUCCAUUGUUUGGCGUCUUCAGUACUGUAAAACUUGCUUACUUGUCAUAUACUACCCAAGAAACUCAAACUACAGUGAAAAAUGCUGGUUCCUUAUCAAAGACAUUACUUAGCAAAUAAAUUUAUUUUCUAAUUAACUGAAAACUGUACGUAAGUCUGUUCUAUUUGAUACGAAAUAAUGUAACGAACAGAAGUUUAUACAAAGGCAGAACUACGAAAGCAGAUUGAUAAUCUUUUUAGUUAGAAUAAAGAAGUUUCACAUUGGUACCGAUUUUGAAACAAGAUUACAGAGAAUUUCAGGGGGCAAAAGCCAAACUAAUCGGACUUUUUAAAAAUUUACUUUUGCUUUCAUUUCAGACUUAUGUUUCAAAGCGGAAUUUAAACAGAAAACAUAAUUGCAAAGGCGUUCCUUCCCAAGUUCAGAGUAUAAAAAUCGAAGCUUCACUUGAAAAAUUUGCGUAGGUUUAUCUAAUGAUCGCCUUUUAAACUUGAAUUUGGUCUGAGCAGUUUAAGUUCCUCUACGAUGUUAGAUUGCGAAGACGCAUCUAGACUACAGGAAAUGGUAUAAAGGCGCAUCAUAGAACAGAGACACUUUUUUCAAUCAAUCUUUCAAGGUGGCUCAAUAGUUUGGCAUCCCAUGUCAAGGAAAGUGUAAAUCGAUUAAAUAUGUCCGGAGCGUCCUGCUAUGCGGUGUCAACAAAUUGCAAGUCGCGAAGAAAACGCAUCACGGUUGUAAAGUUCCCAUGAAAAGCACUAAGAACUAGAUGAUUACAGUAAACAGGUCUAUAAGUCUUACCAAAGUCUGCAUUACAAAAUUGAGUCUGUGGAUGUGGUACUGCACAUUUACAAGCCUCACUGAUGGCUAUGGCGCACAACAGAAGUGUAAUGUACGAAAACAUAUUGGCCAUUGUAUGCAUCGUUCCUUGUACACGAGGCCAGAGUGCUUUUGUCUGUCGAUCACAUGUUACAUCAAGAGAUGUCGGCCCCAGACCACAAUUUUUGUGGGGUCUGACAUCAUUCUGGGUUGUCACCUUUGUCAUGUGACAGGGUGUUUUCCUAGUGAAUUUCAAAUGUCAAUAUCCGAUACGAAAGACUGUAUGUUAAGAACCUGAGGACUGAAGGCGCGCUUGAGUAGGAGUGCGUCAUCAAGCCUCUCAUUGGCGUGACUUCACGCAGGCCUCUCGCAAAGCGCGCGAGAGGCCUGCGCUCUAUCGCUCGGUAAAUCUCAUUUAUCGCGCAAUAAAAUCAAAAUAUCGCGCGAUAAAUGGGAAAGUUGUUAGGUCGCACGUGAUCAGCUGUCAAGCACGUUGUUUUCCGAGGACGAGACGACAAUGGCUGCAACAGUUGGAAAGUACUUUCUUGAUAGGGUUGGCGUUGCAGAAGUGACAUCUAGAAAUUUACGAACCUGCGAUGUAAUCAGAAAGAUUAGAUAAUCAACACUUGUUCUCAAACACUGACAGCCAUCUCUGAAAGUGUCUCGUAAGAUUUCGCAAUAAUCUUUUGACGAAAAUAAAACGAACUAUUGACCUCAAAACAUACCUCCUCAACUGUUGCAGCCCUUGUCACAAUGGCUGCAACAUUGUCAUUUAUGGCGCGAUAAUUUUUCAUUUAUGGCGCCAUAAUUAUUCAUUUAUCGCGCCAUAAUUUCCAUUUAUCGUGCGAUUAAAAAAAUGUGGCAUGUCCUCUACGGGCCACCGUACCGGAAGGAGUCUGACCCACACAAACAAAGAAGACUUUUUGGUGCCAGUCCCCUCGUUGACCUCCCGGUCGGUGAAGGGUACCAGAAAAGCGCGUAGAGUUACUCGUGCUUAGCACCUAUGAGAACGUGCUUAGAGGCUAAAGUUUUGACCCUUCUACCCUCAAUAGUGACUGGAUUUUUACUUUCUCCUUACAGGAUCACCCUUUGAUCAAAUGCAAAAAGUCGUGAGGAUAUAGGAAAUAGUCCUCAUGGUUCGAAAAAUUCUCCUUGUCAGUUUCAUAGGAAAUCUAAAGGAGUAGAGAAUACGAAUGUUAAUGUUAGGGUGUAAACGGUUGAUGAAAUAUUGCCAACCACGCGCCGGCCGAUCUAGUUUCUUUGCUUUACUUUGCUUUGCUUUUACGUCGCUAAUAGAGACGCGCUUCUAAAAACAUUGAAUUUAAAUCAGUGAAAAAUUGUAGAUAAUACUCGGGAAAUUGUCAUGCUGCACGAUCAUUUUAACUCUCUUUUUUUUUCAAACCUAAUCUGUAGAUUCUUUCCCGGGACUGUGGGAAGUUCCAUUAGUAGACUACAUCGACCUGAACGGCAAGCUUUGCAAUUUCGUCGAAUCUUGCACUCCCCCUAAAACUGCUAUGGGGACUUACGAACUCUUCAAUACCAACUUUCAGCGCCAUUACACAACCAACAGAGCUCCCUUUUACAUGCUAUUAGAGGAACAGUGGCUCGCUAACGGCACUUAUUACAAAGGUAGGUUCCAAGUUAAAGCAGGACAUCUUUUUCAGAAAGCUAAGAAGGAACUUUCGACUUCCAGCUUCCGACGUCCGACUUCCUACUUCCGACAUCCACUCCCGAUUUCCGACGACGAAUUUUCGACUCGGAAGUCAAGAAUCUCAAGUUAGAGUUCGUCAUUCUUAAGUUUUUUCAGGAAUAAUCAGAAAGUUGCUUUCAUGUGGAUAGGAGUUAAGAAUAAAUAGGGCUAAUUAUAAACUAUUUCAAAUAGUUAUCAGUGAUAAGGAUUGUGCAAAGGUAGUUUACUAAGGCUGCCCCUCAAUUGAUUUCCUUCUGUUCACCUUUACGGCUAUAAUAAGGUAUUUUUAGAACUUUUCUAACGCAAUCGUGUUGAGUUGGGAAGAGUUGAUGAAUACUGAAUCGCAGAUCAUAUUCUUCCCUCGCUGUUGUUAGACUUGGAUUCUACUGUGCGCCGUGACGUCACUGAGAGAGGCUCGCCUUUAAUACGCGUACGUUCUCCAUCAUAUCCCAUCCCCUGACUUCGGCAGACGUACGUUGAGAACCUCUAAGAAUUAAUUGGGGUGGCCUUAGCGACACACAUGAUAAUGAGUUAUGAUAUUUGUCCAAAAAUUGCUUUCUGUUCAAUUUUUAAAAAAUUGUUUUGUUUAUUCUCUUUCUCUUGACAGGAACCGUAGACUUUCUAAAAACAUUGACGUCCAUGAGCGACGUAUGGAUAGUCACGGUUUCCCAAGCCAUUGAGUGGAUCAAGUUUCCAACACCACUAGAAAAUAUUGAGGACUUUGUUCCCUGGAAAUGUGAUUCCCAACCCCCACCCGACUGUCCUCCUGGUACUUGCAAAACGUGUUACUAUCCCCCGGAUCACGUGAUGAAGACGUGCGCCCCGCUGUGUCCGCCAAAUUACCCAUGGGUAGGAAACCCAGAUGGAAACUGAUCCAGAUGAAAUUGGACCUGAAUGGAAACUGACCCGGAUGAAACCUUACCCAUAUAGUUACUGACAAAGGGCGAAUGCUCAUAACGUUAGCUUUAGAAACUCUUUUACCACGUCCCGAUUAUGCUCUUAAAAUGCUGGAAAGUUGCUCAUCGGAAUAUCAAAAGUUGCUAAAAUUUGGAACCUUCUUCUUGUUUCAAUCAAAUCUAAUUUGUCAAAUCUUAGCUUUGAGACGAAAAUGCACGAGUUUUCUCUUCCUGUUUCAAAUAAAAUCAAUCAAAUUUUCCUAGCUUUGAGGCAAAAAUGCACGAAUUUUUACUUAAAUGAUCACUAAUUUGGCCGAGCUGCACAUUUGCAGCGCUUAUUCUUUUUUGAAUACAUUGUUGAAAGUGAGUUGAAUCGGCUUCCUGGGUAACCUUGCCUUCUAUAAAUUUUAAAGCUGUAGAGAAAUGUUGUUUUGUAUUUUAGAAAUGCAAAUAAAUGAUGAUAAUGAUGAUGAAGAAGUUCUUCUCAAUAAUAAACUUAGCUUUAAGGAGUUGCUGUAAAAAACAAAGGCGGCUUCUAACCAUUCAUUUCCGUUCAUUAAAAUUGAAAAUGAAAAACGAC
Pocillopora meandrina is the source of this 7136-nucleotide messenger RNA. NCBI's taxonomy places the organism in Eukaryota, Metazoa, Cnidaria, Anthozoa, Scleractinia, Pocilloporidae. The record is from the annotation of a GenBank genome assembly.